Molecule: messenger RNA, 1227 nt
Organism: Phytomonas sp. Hart1
Lineage: Eukaryota; Euglenozoa; Kinetoplastea; Trypanosomatida; Trypanosomatidae
Source: the annotation of a GenBank genome assembly
UUGUGUUUUUUUUAAUUAUCGGAUUAUAAAAUUAACCUAAUUUAGGCUUAAAAUGCUAAAGGAAUGGCUGAAAGGCACUCCUGCUGAAGCGGAGAAAACGGAGGCACCCAAAAAGUCUGGGCGUAUGGUCUUAGAUGCGGAAAAAACUUUCGAGGCUGAAGACUCGCCGCAAAAGAGUCGUGAGCUAUUUGAAAAGAAGCUGUCUGAUUCCGCAAAAGAAGGUCCACCAAUGGCCCACAAAGUUGUCACCUACGACAAUCUGUUUCAGAAAGCUCAGGGCAUUCUUCUGGAGGCAAACAACAAUGAAGUUCAAGAAGGCCUUAAUUUGAACGUCAGUCGCAACCUACAGAAUACCUUGAUCGCCUCGAAGUGGUGUCUUGUCAACCCGCAGAUGUCGCACUGGGAGAUCAAUUUCCAGAUGAACGGCUUUUCUGACAUCAUAGCGGCCUCGUGGAAUACGCUAAACCGGUAUCAACUGAUGUACCAGCGGGUCUCCAGUAGAGGCGCGAUGUUGGUAUCGCAAUUUAUGGCGCAAAAGCAGCAGGGUCUUUGCCAGGGCACCGUCUUUGCCAUGCUGCAGUACCCCUGGGUCUCUGGUGGAUGCUCGCAGCUACAGUACAUCAAGGACCAAUCCUUCACCAUGAGCCACAUCCAGCGCAUCAUCCGGGGCUUUUAUCUGGGUAGUAGCCUGAGUAUAGACCCCAACACCCACUCCUCUGUACUUUCUCAUGCGGCGUCUUUUACGACACCGAAGAAAAAUACGUCUUUCAUAGCUGAAUGGACGCCAAGCAAAGGCACGUGGAAGCUGGCGGCUACGUCCUUUGACUGGGGCCAAAAUAUGGAUGCUGCGAUUGAGCUUGAUUACAAGGAAGGUCGCGAGGGCACGAAUACGCACUUCAAUAUCGGAUGCCGAAAGAAUUUCCUGACUGGGUCGAAGCUUGUGGCAUCGCUCAAGGGAUUUAACAAGCUGAAGAUUAAUUUAGAGCUUCCCUUCGGUGGAGAGGUUCGGGGUGCUAACCAAUUCAAUUUGAUGUUUAACUGCCAAUACGAUAUCCACAGUGGAGCUGUAAAACAGGGGUUAGUUUUCACGGCAUAAUAGAAAUAACGAAAUCUAAUUAAAUAUUCAUUUUGUAAACGACGUGUCGAUUUAGAGCUUGUUCGCUUUUCACUAGGUUAAUAAUCUAACAUUUUCCUAAGACAUUACUUUUUUUUAGCUUUCCAUCUAUU